UUGGAAGCCAAAUAUAGCUUUGAAGCAUGAGUUUUUCUGAUGCUUAAAGAAACAAAAUCUACUACCAAACAUUUCUGCAUCUAUAAUUACAUCCUACCAAACUGCUAACCCAGUAAGCGUUAUUAAUUGGUCACAACUGCUCUCAUGAAUUCCAUAAAUGCUGCCCAACAACACUGCUCUAUAAUAAUCCUCUAAACUCACAUACACACAUCAAAUCAACAUUUGUAAUAAUUUCUUCCAUCAGAUAUAUUUUCUUCAAAAACAAUGGCAGGCGAGGUGGUGAAGAAGGAAGACUCUCUCAACCUGAAAGUCACUAACAAGAGUCAUGUUCAACCUGAGGAGAAAAUUGGAAGGAAAGAGUACCAGCUGGUCACUUUUGAUCUUCCCUACUUGGCCUUCUACUACAACCAGAAGCUGCUGUUUUACAAGGGUGAAGAUUUUGAGGGUAUGGUCCAAAAACUCAAAGUUGGACUUGGUGUGGUGCUGAAGGAAUUUCACCAACUUGCUGGUAAGUUAGGGAAAGAUGAAGAGGGGGUGUUCAGAGUGGAGUAUGAUGAUGACAUGCUUGGUGUGGAGGUUGUUGAAGCUGUUGUUGUUGAUGAUAAUGAGAUUGGUGUGGAUGAUCUAACUGUGGCUGAAAUUAGUAACACUAAUUUGAAGGAGCUGAUACCUUAUAGUGGUAUCUUGAAUUUGGAAGGCAUGCAUAGGCCUUUGCUGGCUGUUCAGUUAACGAAGCUCAAAGAUGGGCUUGCAAUGGGCCUAGCAUUCAACCAUGCUGUCUUGGACGGUACUGCCACCUGGCAAUUCAUGACCUCAUGGGCCGAGAUCUGCAGCGGUUCACCCUCCACGUCAGCACCACCCUUCCUGGACCGAACCAAGGCCCGGAACACACGCGUGAAAUUGGACCUCUCGCUUCCUGAGCCCAACGGCCCACCAACUUCCAACGGUGAGGCAAAGCCCGCGCCAGCACUUAGGGAAAAGAUCUUCAAAUUCUCCGAGUCAGCCAUCGACAAGAUCAAGUCAACGGUCAACGAGAACCCUCCAUCCGAUGGCUCAAAACCAUUCUCAACAUUUCAGGCUCUUUCCUCCCACGUUUGGCGCCAUGUAAGCCAUGCACGUAACUUGAAGCCAGAGGACUACACGGUGUUCACUGUCUUCGCCGAUUGUCGGAAGCGGGUGGACCCACCAAUGCCGGAGAAUUAUUUCGGAAACCUAAUUCAAGCUAUUUUUACCGUUACAGCGGUUGGGCUAUUAGCCGCCCAUCCGCCACAAUUUGGGGCUUCAUUGAUCCAGAAAGCCAUUGAAGCCCACAAUGCUAAGGCAAUUGAUGAACGUAACAAGGAGUGGGAGAGUACACCCAAAAUUUUUCAAUUCAAAGAUGCUGGGGUGAAUUGUGUGGCUGUUGGAAGCUCCCCAAGGUUUAAGGUUUAUGACAUUGAUUUUGGGUGGGGGAAGCCAGAGAAUGUGAGGAGUGGAACUAAUAACAAGUUUGAUGGGAUGAUUUAUUUGUACCCGGGGAAGAGUGGAGGGAGGAGCAUUGAUGUGGAACUAACCUUGGAGCCUGAGGCUAUGGAGAGGUUGGAGCAAGACAAGGAUUUUCUUUUGGAAGCAUGAAAUUGCUAGGGUAAGUGCAAUAAAAAAAAAAAAAAAAAGUGGCUAGAAAAGUACGUGGAGCAAAUUUGGAAGCAGUACUACUCAGAUUGUUGAAGGGGUCGACUUCAAUGUCCAAUUAUGAAUUCUGAUGUGAUUCAUGCAUGCAAUUUAAUUUAAGGUCGUGCUGUCUUAGGAUUUUAUAUGUUUUGUACGUGGUUCUACGCUUGAUUGAUUUUGAACCUACUAAUGUUUGUUCAAUUAUCUACGGUCAAUGAUUGUAGUUCACGAUCGAUCGACAAGUGAAAUGAGUUAUUAAUGUGAGUUUUAAUUA
Molecule: messenger RNA, 1924 nt
Organism: Glycine soja
Lineage: Eukaryota; Viridiplantae; Streptophyta; Magnoliopsida; Fabales; Fabaceae
Product: BAHD acyltransferase DCR-like
Exons: 2
Coding region: 265-1614 (449 amino acids)
Source: RefSeq, a predicted model, not a curated record